CGGAGAUCUAGAGCACGAGUACACGAUAUCGACGUAACGGUUUCGUCGCUUGGCUCUUCUUCGCAGAUCCGUAGCUGCAAACCCUUCAGAGUCCACGACAGAGCGGGAAGGAGGGCGUUGAGGCCAGCUUGAUCAACCCCCUAUUCGAUUACCUGACGUUCGAUUGCCGGAGCUUCCCGCAGCUGAUCUCUGCUCGAUUUGAUCCGGAUCUGCCUGGUUCGUUCUAGGGUUUUUUGGUAUUUCUUGGGCUUCUCGACCAGGAAUGGCGCCCCAGCAGUCAUCUCCCGCCGGGGCUCCCCCCUCCGCCCAAGUGGUCGGGAAUGUUUUUGUCCAGCAGUUCUUUCACAUCCUCCAUCGAUCACCAGCGCUCAUUCAUCAGUUUUAUCAGGAUAGUAGCAAACUGGGACGGCCAGGAGCCAACGGAGAGAUGAUCACGGUUUCCUCUUUGCAAGGCAUCGAUGAGAAGAUUCUGUCUAUGAAUUGCAGUGAGUACUUAGCACAGAUCAAGACGGUUGAUGCGCAGGAAUCUCUUGAUGGUGGAGUGAUGGUGCUAGUGACGGGUUGCCUCAUUGGGAAGGAUAAUGCGAAGAGGGACUUCACACAGACGUUCUUUCUUGCCACCCAGGACAAGGGCUACUAUGUUCUAAAUGAUAUUUUUCGAUUUCUGGACGUUGAUGAUCAGCAGGAGGAGCAGGAUUUUACGCAAAAAGCUGCUGGUCAGACCACGGAGCAUGACUCAAUUCCUUCACAGGAAGAAACUGUUCUUCAGCACACUGCAGCAACACCAGAAGAGAAUGUAGUGAAUGAAGAGGAAAGUUAUGUUCUUUUGGAAUCAGGGGAAGGUUCAGCUGCUGAAGAUGAAGAGCCAGUGGAGGAGGUGAUUAAUGAGAGUCCAACUGAUUCACCGGCUGCAGUAACUGCUCCAAGUCUUUCAGAUGGACAAGAGCACAAGAAAUCUUAUGCUUCUAUUGUGAUGGUGAUGAAAGAGAACAGUAGACCUGUAUCGGUUCCUACAUCAGCUUCUGCAAGGUUGGCACCAGUCAACACAGAGAGACAGGCUGUUACUCCUGCACCAGUAUUGGCAACUUCAUCUGAGAUUGCUGCUGAAGUUUCUAAUGUUGAAGAAAGCAGCAAUGUCCAAGAAUCAGAGGCUGAUGGGUUUUCAAUAUACGUAAAGAAUUUGCCAUUGAAUGCUUCCACUGCUCAACUAGAAGAGGAGUUCAAGAAAUUUGGUCCAAUUAAGUCUAAUGGCGUCCAAGUUAGAAGCAAUAAGUUGCAAGGGUUCUGUUUUGGUUUUGUGGAAUUUGAGGUGGCGGGUGCUGUCCAAAGCGCGAUUGAGGCUUCACCCAUACCUAUCGGCGGUCGCCAGGCUUAUGUCGAGGAGAAGCGUGCAACUAGCUCACGAGUUAAUAACCGAGGGAGGUUUCCACCUGGUAGAGGGGGAGGUUAUCGUAACGAUGGAUUAAGUCGUCGUGGCAGCUACGUUGGUGGAAGAGGUUAUGGAAGAGGAGAUUACACUCACCGGUCUGAUUUCAUAAGCAGGGGUGGCCGAGGCAACCUUCCUUCCAGUCGAGGCGAAGUGGGAUAUCAGCGGGUGGACCACACCAACUCCAACAGCGGAUGAGUGUUGCUUAAACGUGGUUACGAACCGUCAAGGUUAGUGAACCUUGAUUUUCAUGAUUGAGCUGAGCUCUUUGAGAAAGGCUGUAGUGUUGAGAUAGUAGAGUUCUAUAUUUGAUCGGCUUUUAUGCAAUUUCAUUUUUGUUGUUUAGGGAGGUAUUAGGAACAUGAUUACAUGGUCUUGUAGAAUACACACUUUUUUUUUCUUUUUUUUUAAAAUUUUUUUUUACAGAUUCGUUUGUUUUGCCCAUAAAAGUAGAUAGGCUUAAAAUUUGUAGUAUUGUGUUGUUGUUUGUCCAGGUCCUUCAUUCCCCAUGCACAUUGCAGGAUUUGCAUUUUCUUCCAACCUUAAAAGAAACAAUUG
This is a messenger RNA of Phalaenopsis equestris, 1984 nucleotides long. RefSeq names its product putative G3BP-like protein. Lineage: Eukaryota; Viridiplantae; Streptophyta; Magnoliopsida; Asparagales; Orchidaceae. Bases 263 to 1624 code for a protein of 453 amino acids. Gene Ontology annotation, cellular component: ribonucleoprotein complex; cytosol. The record is from RefSeq and is a predicted model, not a curated record. Gene Ontology annotation, molecular function: mRNA binding. The transcript has 9 exons.